This is a messenger RNA of Loxodonta africana (African savanna elephant), 12319 nucleotides long. It is a transcript of the gene SIK3, whose product is annotated as SIK family kinase 3. Bases 1 to 3672 code for a protein of 1223 amino acids. The transcript has 22 exons. The record is from RefSeq and is a predicted model, not a curated record. Gene Ontology annotation, molecular function: ATP binding; protein serine/threonine kinase activity. Gene Ontology annotation, cellular component: cytoplasm. Gene Ontology annotation, biological process: protein phosphorylation; intracellular signal transduction. Lineage: Eukaryota; Metazoa; Chordata; Mammalia; Proboscidea; Elephantidae.
AUGGCGGCGGCGGCGGCGAGCGGGGCUGGCGGGGCUGCCGGGGCCGGAGCGGGGGGAGCCGGGCCGGCGGGCCGCCUGCUGCCUCCGCCUGCCCCGGGGGCCCCGGCCGCUCCCGCUGCUGUGCCCCCGGCGGCUGGCGCGCCGCGCCCCGCAGCCCCGGCCUCUCGCGGGCCGAUGCCCGUGCGCAUCGGUUACUACGAGAUCGACCGCACCAUCGGCAAGGGCAACUUCGCGGUGGUCAAGCGGGCCACGCACCUCGUCACCAAGGCCAAGGUUGCUAUCAAGAUCAUAGACAAGACCCAGCUAGAUGAAGAAAAUCUAAAGAAGAUUUUCCGGGAAGUUCAAAUUAUGAAGAUGCUUUGCCAUCCCCAUAUCAUCAGGCUCUACCAGGUUAUGGAGACAGAACGGAUGAUUUAUCUAGUGACGGAAUAUGCUAGUGGAGGGGAAAUAUUUGACCACCUGGUGGCCCAUGGCAGAAUGGCAGAAAAGGAGGCCCGUCGGAAGUUCAAACAGAUUGUCGCAGCUGUCUAUUUUUGUCAUUGUCGGAACAUUGUUCAUCGUGAUCUAAAAGCAGAAAAUUUGCUUCUGGACGCCAACCUAAAUAUCAAAAUAGCAGAUUUUGGCUUCAGUAACCUCUUUACUCCUGGGCAGCUGCUGAAGACCUGGUGUGGUAGCCCUCCCUAUGCUGCACCUGAACUCUUUGAAGGAAAGGAAUAUGAUGGGCCCAAAGUAGACAUCUGGAGCCUUGGAGUCGUCCUCUAUGUGCUUGUGUGUGGUGCCUUACCAUUUGAUGGGAGCACACUGCAGAAUCUGCGGGCCCGGGUGCUGAGUGGAAAGUUCCGCAUCCCAUUUUUUAUGUCCACAGAAUGUGAGCACUUGAUCCGCCACAUGCUGGUGUUAGACCCAAAUAAGCGCCUCUCCAUGGAGCAGAUCUGCAAACACAAGUGGAUGAAGCUAGGGGAUGCCGAUCCCAACUUUGACAGGUUAAUAGCUGAAUGCCAACAAUUAAAGGAAGAAAGGCAGGCGGACCCCCUGAAUGAAGAUGUCCUCUUGGCCAUGGAGGACAUGGGGUUGGACAAAGAGAGGACACUACAGUCAUUAAGAUCAGAUGCCUAUGAUCACUAUAGUGCAAUCUACAGCCUGCUGUGUGAUCGACAUAAGAGACAUAAAACGUUGCGUGUUGGAGCACCUGGCAUGCCCCGAGCCAUGGCCUUUCAAACACCAGUCAAUAUCCAGGCGGAGCAGGCAAGUACCACGGUGAAUAUCAGCGUUCCCCAGGUGCAGCUGAUCAAUCCAGAGAACCAAAUUGUGGAGGCGGAUGGCACAGUGAACUUAGACAGUGAUGAGGGUGAAGAGCCUUCCCCUGAAGCACUGGUCCGCUAUUUGUCAAUGAGGAGGCACACAGUGGGGGUGGCUGACCCACGCACGGAAGUUAUGGAAGAUCUGCAAAAGCUCCUACCUGGCUUUCCCGGAGUCAGCCCGCAGGCUCCGUUCCUGCAGGUGGCUCCCAACGUGAACUUGGUGCAUAACCUGCUGCCCAUGCAGAGUCUGCAGCCAGCUGGGCAGCUGGAGUACAAGGAGCAGUCCCUGUUACAGCCACCCACCCUACAGCUGCUGAAUGGGAUGGGCCCCCUUGGCCGGAGGGCAUCAGAUGGAGGAGCCAACAUCCAACUGCAUGCCCAGCAGCUGCUGAAGCGCCCACGGGGACCCUCCCCGCUUGUCACCAUGACACCAGCAGUGCCAGCAGUUACCCCUGUGGACGAGGAGAGCUCGGAUGGGGAGCCAGAUCAGGAAGCUGUGCAGAGGUACUUGGCAAAUAGGUCCAAAAGACACACACUGGCCAUGACCAACCCUACAGCUGAGAUCCCACCGGACCUACAACGGCAGCUAGGACAGCAGCCUUUCCGUUCCCGGGUCUGGCCUCCUCACCUGGUACCUGAUCAGCAUCGCUCUACCUACAAGGACUCCAAUACCCUGCACCUCCCUACGGAGCGUUUCUCCCCUGUGCGCCGGUUCUCAGAUGGGGCUGCAAGCAUCCAGGCCUUCAAAGCUCACCUGGAAAAAAUGGGCAACAACAGCAGCAUCAAACAGUUGCAGCAGGAGUGUGAGCAGCUGCAGAAGAUGUACGGGGGGCAGAUUGAUGAAAGAACCCUGGAGAAGACCCAGCAGCAGCAUAUGCUAUACCAGCAGGAGCAGCACCAUCAAAUUCUCCAGCAGCAAAUUCAAGAUUCUAUCUGUCCUCCUCAACCUUCUCCACCUCUUCAGGCUGCAUGUGAAAAUCAGCCAGCCCUCCUCACCCACCAGCUGCAGAGGUUAAGGAUUCAGCCUUCAAGCCCACCCCCCAGCCACCCCAACAACCAUCUCUUCAGGCAACCCAGUAAUAGUCCUCCCCCCAUGAGCAGUGCCAUGAUCCAGUCUCACGGUGCUGCAUCUCCUUCCCAGUUUCAAGGCUUACCAUCCCGCAGUGCAGUCUUCCCCCAGCAGCCUGAGAACUGUUCUCCUCCUCCGAACGUGGCACUAACCUGCUUGGGCAUGCAGCAGCCCCCCCAGGCACAGCAGGUAACCAUCCAAGUGCAGGAGCCUGUCGACAUGCUCAGCAACAUGCCAGGGACAGCUGCAGGCUCAGCUGGGCGGGGCAUUUCCAUCAGCCCCAGUGCCAGUCAGAUUCAGAUGCAACAUCGUACCAAUCUGAUGGCCACCUUCAGCUACGGGCACCGGCCUUUGUCCAAGCAGCUGAGUGCUGACAGUGCAGAGGCCCACAGCUUGAACGUGAAUCGGUUCUCCCCUGCCAACUACGACCAGGCGCAUUUACACCCCCAUCUGUUUUCGGACCAGUCCCGGGGUCCCGCCAGCAGCUACAGCCCUUCAACGGGAGUGGGGUUCUCUCCAACCCAAGCCCUGAAAGUCCCUCCACUUGACCAAUUCCCCACCUUCCCUCCCAGUGCACAUCAGCAGCCACCGCACUAUACCACAUCAGCACUACAGCAGGCCCUUCUGUCCCCCACGCCACCAGACUAUACAAGACACCAGCAGGUACCCCACAUCCUUCAAGGACUUCUCUCUCCCCGGCAUUCGCUCACCGGCCACUCGGACAUUCGACUGCCCCCAGCAGAGUUUGCACAGCUCAUUAAAAGGCAGCAGCAGCAGCAACGACAGCAGCAGCAGCAGCAACAGCAAGAAUAUCAAGAGUUGUUCAGGCAUAUGAACCAAGGGGAUGCUGGGAGUCUGGCUUCCAAUCUUGGGGGACAGGGUAUGACAGAGCACCAGGCUUUACCUUAUCAAAACGUUGACUCAUAUCACCACCACCACACCAGCCCCCAGCACCUUCUACAAAUCAGGGCGCAAGAAUGUAUCUCACAGGUUUCUUCACCCACCCCAACCCACGGGUAUGCUCACCAGCCAGCACUAAUGCAUUCAGAGAGCAUGGAAGAGGACUGCUCGUGUGAGGGGGCCAAGGAUGGCUUUUUAGACAAUAAGAGUUCAAAUACAUUGACCAAAGGUUGCCACGACAGCCCCCUGCUCUUGCGUACCAGUGGACCUGGGGACCCUGAAUCUUUACUAGGAACUGUGAACCAUGCACAGGAAUUGGGGAUACAUUCGUACCGACAUCAGCCAACUGCUGCAUUCAGUAGAAAUAAGGUUCCCAGCCGAGGAUCACAGCAUUUAUCCUGAACAAAGCCAGACGCGGCAUCCAUUCCAUCAUCAACAGGUCUUGCAGUUUACCACUCUUCACUGUUGCCAUCCAAGAGAAUAAAUAAUGAGUUUAUCUAUAAAAUAUACGACCCUGAAACUGAGCAUUUCUUCUCAUCAUCCCCUUGUGGAGCCUCCCGGAUCUCCUGCCCUGUCCUUUAAUGUCAAGCACACAAAACAAAAUUCCUAGGGGGAUUAGAUCCUGCAGCACAGAAGCAGGACUGAAGACCUUGCUCUAAAGCAAGUUAUGUGAAAAAGACAGUGAUUUCCUAGGUUGUGCUUAUUAUGCAGCUAUAGGGAGGGAGGGAGGUGUGGGUUCAUGAACAGCCAGUUAGAUCUUGGACUUUUGAACAGAUAGAUGUUAUCUGGUUCCCAGGACUUCUGCACCAAUCACACAUAAUGCUAUGUACUUUUAGAUGAACAAGUCAGACAAGAACACCCAGAAGUGAAUAAGGACGGUGGGAGGUUUCAGAACCAGGUCAUGUGUGGCAUGGUUGACAGAUGUGGCGAUGUUUAGGCUCGAGGGGAAAAAUCCUAAGGAGAAAUAUUAUACCUGGAAGAGGGAUUAGACUUCUGGGUUUAUAUCAUGGGGCAGAACCAAGAUCAGGGUAGAAGUUGCAGCAAAUUCAACUCCCUGUGGAAGACCUUCAUAAGGACUUAAAACAGAGCGGGCUGCCUCAGCAGCCUUGGAGCUCCCUGUCAUGGGAGCGUUCUAGCAGAGGUGAGAUGAUGCUAUCACGGAUGCUGUGGAGAGGAUUCUUGUCUGGAUGAGUGCUUUCAGCAGAUUAGCAUUCCAUAGUUGGAGUGAAAAGAAGGGGAGUAGCAGAUGUUUCUGUAAUGCUUUCCAUGCACCAGACACCAGAUGCUUUACAUGUGCAAAUUCAUUUCACAACAACCCUAUGAGGUAGUAACAUCCCCAUUUUACCAACGAGGCGGCUGAGGCACAGAGAAAUUAAGUAGCCUGCCCGCGGUCAGUGGCUAAUUAAUUAGUGGCAGCUGCAUCUGAGUUCGUCCGUUCACUCCAACAGAUGCUUACUGAGCAUGCCGUGGGUGUGCAAGGCUUUGUGUCAGGCACUGGGGAGAGAGCCAAGAUGAAGCAAAUAGUAUAUCCUUUACACCUACCCCCUACCCUGGAUUGCCUCUUGAAAUGUUUUUCUUCAAAAAUGAUUUCCUCUAGUUUCUCUUCACUUUUUUCUCCUGUGUGAUGCCUACGUACAGAAACGCUAGAGGGCUUAAAUUUUGCCGGUAUCUCCUAGUAUGUCCCAUAAGUGUCAGCAGGGCCCUCCUUUGGCAGGCUUGCUGGUCUACAUAGUAUCUCUAAAGUAAGGCAGACUGUGGUUGGUACAAGUGAUGUGGGAACACCAGGGGAGGAAGAAAUUAGCUCAAAUCAAAGGAAUACAGUAGGUUUCUAGCAGCAAGUGGUUUGGGGGCUGGUUCUUGAUGAAGAGGAUUUUACUGUUUGGAUUUAGGGGAGAAGACCUUCCGGGUAGUGGAAGAGACAUAAGGAAAGACUGUUAUUUUUGUGUGCCAUUCACUCAAUUUCAACUCAUAGUGACCCUAUAGAACGGAGUAGAACUACCCCCACAGGGUUUCCAAGGCUGACAUCUUUACAAGAGCAGAUGUCCAGGUCUUUUCUCCUGCAGAGUGGCUGGUGGGUUCGAACUACUAACUUUUUAUUAGCAGCGGAGCACUAAACAAUUGCAUCACCAGGGAUCCUUAAGGAAAGACUAGUGAGUGAGAAUGUUCCAGGGAAAGCAAGGAGCCUGCAUUGGUUUCAGAUGUGGUGGAAGCUAAAGCCAGAGGUUUUCUAAAAUACAGAAUAUCAUCCAGACCCAGCUGAAAUGUACAAGAAUAGUGCACCACUGCUCAGUUCUCCUGGCACUUUGAAAUCAAUACACAGUCCCUGUCAUAUCCCAUCUUUUAAGUCUAAAGCCUUUACUUCAGGUCUGUACUUCGUGGGUAUGGUUCUUGUGACAGAUCCAUCCUGCUGCUUCCUCUAGUUGAGUUACCAUCAUCACCUCUCUCCUCUCUCCUCCUUCACCCUCGCUUUUACCUCUACCACCAUCACUGCCAUCGCCCCCCAUAGACAUCUCUCCUGGCUUCUGGAAGAGUCAGGCAGUUAUAGCUCUUUAACGGUUUGGGUUCAAAACCACCCAGUCUUUGUAGCUUCAUCAUCAGCUUUGCUGGUGUCCUCCCUGAAAAGACGUCUUUUUCUUUCUUUUUGACCUUUGAUAUGAGCUUUUCUGAAAGCUGUAAUCUUAGUUCCUGCCCUGCUUACCAAGGCAUUGUAGAGAUUCUCCUUCCUUCUUUCUUUCCAGUUUACUCUGAAAGGCCCCCUUUCACAGCCACGGAACAUGCCUUUUCUUGCUUGAGUACUACCUAUCUCGCCCCUUUCAAACAUGUACUUCUGCCUUGUGACUUUUGGAGCCACGUGUGCACAUAUUGUUAAUGAUAAAGCCACAGAUUUAUUAUUAUGUGAAUUUAGGAUCCAGUGUAGUGAAAUAAUGAAAUAGAGAAAAUAAUGUCCUAAUGAAGCCAGUGAUACUCCAGAGUUCAAAUCCAUGCUCACUUUUCUGUGCCUCUCGGGUACACAUCUGUGUGUUUAAAAAUAUUUCUUAUUCUGAGGAUCCCCCAUUGUUCCAACCUUAAACAGCUCUUACUCGGAGGCCAGGGGCCUGUCACGUAACCUGUCUUCCACUUCUUCAUCUGUGUAAUGAGAGCUCAAUGCCGCCUAAGAGAAGGAGAGCAGAAUUAAUAUUCCUGUGUCUACUCUGUGUCUCACUGUGCUUGGUGCUUUCCACUCCAUUUCUCCUUUGUUUUUCACACCCACCCGGGGAAGUAUACGUUAUGAUCCCCUUUUACAGUAGAAACUGAGACUCCACAAUCUUCCUGCUUUAGCUUGACAUGAUCCUAUUAUUUUAAAAACUUGAGAUCUCACAUUUAUACUUUACCAGAGAAUCAUCAGAUAAUUUGCUGUCAUUUUUGCUAAGAGAGGGUUAUAAUACCCCAUACCCACUGUGCUGCAGGCAAUGGGGGAGCCCACACAUGUUUAUCUCUUUGGACAGGAAGAAAUGUCUGGCAUUUCCUUUAAUGGUACCUCCAUCACAGUGAAGUUACACACCAGUCCCAAAAUGCUUCAAUUGUUAUUUCCCUAAAGAACCAAAUUCAACAAUAUUUAUUGAAUGGCAAUGCUGUAAACCCUGUUGCUGUUGAUUCAGACUCAUAGCAACUCUACAGGAUAGAGAAGAACUGCCCCAUAGGGUUUCCAAGGAGCGGCUGGUGGAUUCAACCGCCGACCUUUUGGUUAGCAGCCAGACGCUUAACCACAGUGCUACCAGGGCUCCUGGCUAUGCUGUACAAGACUAUAUUGUAGAUGAGAUGCUGAGGAGAACACAGAGAUGGAAAGACAAAGAACCCGCCCCAGGGAGCUUAUACUCUACUGCGUGGUGGGGGGCGGGGUAGUAAAACAGGCUCAUAGGCAGCUUUAACAUGACAGGCUAUGUAAUGAGUGCUGUUAAGAGGUAUAGUUAAAGAGCACAGCUAGUGUGAUAUUGCUAAAAUUUCUGAAGAGCAGAUAAUCAGUGAUUGCUGGUGUUACUCAAGGAAAAUGAGAUGCCACCUUACGUGCAUGCCACCAACCAGUGUGGGCUGCCAGAGUACUGAGCAGGCAGCGUGCCAAAGGCUUGUUUCACUGUGUCCAUGUUUUAGAGCACACCCCAUGCUGCCUAUAAUCUCCCUGUCUGCUUCUCUAGAAGUAAAAAGAAGGUUUAUCUUCCUCCCACAGUAUUACACACACUUGAUGUUUCCUUUGCAAAUAAAUAAGUACAACAGCAUACCCAGUUUACACAGUGAGAUUAGCAACUUGACCUCUCAAAGAAAACCACAUCCUCUUUUCUCUGAGCUGUCAGCUUCAGCAAUAUAAGUGAACUUUGGGUCUUUCAGAGAGGUGAAACAAUGGCAGCCUGCAGGGGUUUGCGCCUCAGAGCCUUUAGGAGAUCACACAUGGCAUUUCUCUCAUUUUCUCUUAAGCCCCAGUAAAUGAGUAAGGACGAGUCAACAUUGACAGAUUCAACAGGGUUGUGCAAGCUGCCCCAGAGUUCCCCGGGCAGGUGGGUGGUGAGCAGUGUGUCCGUUUGUGCAUUUUUUCCCCUCGCGUGAUCGAAUGAUCAUCCCACCCUCUGUACUCUCUCAGCUUUACUUUGGUAAAUACCCAAACAUUGCUGCUCUCAGAAGUCACUUUUUCCACAUUAGUUAAGUGCCUUUUGGUCAGCUGAACGAUUCCUUCAGCUGUUGAAAGAGCAUGAAGGAUGCCCGAGGUUUGAGCCUGAAUCUCCUGUCCCUUUGUCAGUGGGACAGUCUAUUUACACCCUCCAGCCAGUCAGUAGGUCUCAUCUAGUAAAAUGACCUCUACACUUAGAAGUCAGUGUUUUUACUAAAAAUAUUUACUUGUGUAGUCCUCUACAGUUAUGAAGAGCUUUUCACAUGCAUUAUCUUUUUUGAGGCUCCAAACAACUCUGAUUUUUCAGCCAGGAAACUGAGGCUAGGAGAGGUAAAUGACACACCCAGGGUCAUACACUCUGCUAGAGCUGGAUUCCAACCGCAAAUUUUUAUUCCCUAGUCUUACAUUCUAGAAGCCCUGGUGGUACAGUGGUUAAGAGCUCGGCUACUAACCAAAAGGUCUGCAGUUGAAAUCUACCAGCUUCUCUUUGGAAACCCUAUGUAUGGGGCAGCAGUUCUACUCUGUCCUAUAGGGUCACUAUGAGUCAGAAUAGACUCGAUGGCUAUGGGUUGGUUGGUUGUAGUCUUAUCUUCUUUCCUUCAUGCCUCCUUGACUCCCAUUCUACACCCGCUAAACACACCUGCCAAGCGGAGAUGCUUGCCCUUGCAUCUCUUUGACCUGUUCAUAUAUAGGAACUUGAGCAAAUGGAGCCCUGGUUUGUUACCCAUUUCCUAUUAACACACUUCUUUUCCCUCUGGUUUUUAACUCGCGUUUGUCUCUCCUGGAGCCCUGGUGGCACAGUGGUUAAGUGAUAUGGCUGCUAAUCGAGAAGUCAGCAGUUCAAAUCCAUCAACUGCUCCUUGGAAUCCCUAUGAGGAAGCAGCUCUACUCUGUCCUUUAGGGUCGCUGUGGGUUGGAAUUGACUUGACGGCAGUGGGUUUGGUUUUUGGGUUGGUGUCUCUCCUAUCAGAGGCUUCAUCUCUAAAAAUUUAAGUUUUUUUAGUUUUUUAUUGUACAUUAGGUGAAAGUUUACAGAGCAAAUAGUUUCCCACUCGACGGUUAGUACACGAAGUGUGCCAUGACAUUGGUUUCAUUCCCCAUGGUGUGCCAGCACUCUCCCCAUUUCCGUCCUUGAAAAUUAAAGUUUCAGUAACUCAUUCGUUCACUUAAAUAUAGGUAAAUUGGCCCCAUCGUUCUGGAAGGAGGGUCCUGGGAUAAAAUCAGUUUCUUGUUUUUGUUGACUGGCUCGAUAAUGCCCUUGUUGUUGUUACUUGCCAUCGAGUUGAUUCCGACUCAUGGUGACCCCAUUUGUUGUUAGCCACUCAGAAAUAACAUGCCUGAAAUGAUUGUAAGUGACAGUCUUUACUAAGCUCUUACACUCUACUAAGCACUUUACAUACCUGUGGAGUAAGUCCUGUUUUACAGAUAAAUAAACUCAGGCCCAGAGAAGUUGGAUAACUUACCCAGGAUCCCAUUCCUCAGGAAAUAGUAAGGCAAGGAUUCUGACCCCAGAGCUUACGUUCAUGACCACUAUGCUCAACUCCAGCCUGGUUGAAGGAUGAGCUGUAAGCUAGGGAGUCAGGAAGGCUUAUCAUAGGAUUUGCCAGGUGAUCACUUGGUGUCACCUUCAGGUCUGUGGGCAUCAGACUUGAAGACCAGGGAGAGCAGACAAGGAUCAUAUGGACCUGUAAAGGCAGAGCCAAAAGAAGAGUUGGUGUUUUGGUUUGGAGAAACCCCAUUCUCAGGAAUAAAAAUAAAUGUUAAAAAAAAAAGAGGUAAAGGCAACUUACUGUAUCUCAAACAGACAGAAACAAUGAGGCCUCCAGAAGAGGUGGGCAGGAACUAAAUACCAAAGACCAGGACAGUAUAAAUUUUGUUAUCUUUGCCAUUUCCUUGUACUUGUUAAUGAGCCUAUAAAAACCUUUAAACAGGAGAGCUCUCACACGUGCCUUUAGGGGGAGCAAGGAGGUUGGACUGGAGAGGUGUGUAUCCAGCUCCAUAACCCCAAGGAAUAGAGUGGAUGGGGUAGAUAUCAAAGAAGGGAAAACAGGCGUUGGGAAAUACUGUGAAAAAAUAAGAAGCACUGAUCUUGUUGCAAAGUAGAACAAGGAGUCAGUUCCUUGAUCCAUAGAGCCAGUGUUGCACCUCUUCCUAACAGGGGUUUUUGUUUGGCCCCCGGGGCCAGCAUGUGAGCUGUGCCCACUGAGAGAAAUUAAACUGGGUGGGUAAGAUGGGUGAGCUCAUUCCAUAGAGCAAGUCCUAGUGUAGGCUUUCUUUUAUCUUCCUUCUCCUGUCUUUCUGCUUUUGGUAGCAAAAUAGUUGGGUUUUGGCUAUUCCUUUGACCUCUUUGCUCAGAGAAUUUUCAAAAGACUUUUCACUUGCCUUCACCUUUACUAGUCAGGAAGUGCCCUCCUCCUCUAAUUUUUCUCCAUAAUACCUUGCAUUACUAGCAACGUGCAUGUCAGGUAGUUCUCCCUUCCAGUCAUACCUGUGCGCCUCAGCCCAGGCCUUACCCUGAUUGAUAUAGGAGAGAUGUGGCCAUUUGAAUAUAUAGACCUGAAAGCCUUUACCCAACCAUCAGUAUGUUUUGUUUUCAUUGUUCAAAUAGAUAUUGAAUGGCACAGUAACCAUUAGGGCUAUUUCCUAUUAAGAAUGAAAAAAAAACUUGGUUUCACCAGGAGUCGGUUCAUCAAAAAAUAAGCCCAAUAAUCACCAAGGAGCUUUAACUUAAAAAACUAACCAGGCAAGCAAAACAUAUGUUCCAGUCUCUAGCUCUUAAAGACUGGAGCCAAGAGUGGUACCAGGAGGAUCCUGUCAACUUAGGUAUGGCCCUGACAUUCUUCUUGACCAUUUUUGGUCAAGAAGAAAUACUCAUUCCUUUUGAACUCCUCGUUCUUUCCAAAAUCCAGUCCAUAGAGUCUAUUAAAAUCAGUAAAAGAAAUAAUUACUAAAUACCUACUGGGUUUAGGAGAAUGUUCUGGAACACUGAUGGCUUACAGGAUGCAUUAAGAUACAGUUCUUACCCUCAAGGACCUUACAGUCUAAUAGGAAUGAUUAAGACAAGUAUGCAGUUGAACAUGGUACCAGGGAUAAUGUUUGAGCUAAGAGAGACUAGGAAAGUCUUCUGAAGUUUAAAGGAAAAAAAGGUCUGUUUCCAUUUGAGAGAAAGGGAAAGUUUCAUAAAGAAGGUGACAUUAAGAUGGAACCUAGAAGGCUGAGUUGAUUUGGAUUGGUAUGAAUGAAAGUGGAAAAAUCAGGCAUUUCCAGGUAGAGCAAAUGCACAGAAUUGUGAAUAGGUGAAGAGUUAAGUGAUCCUGUCUGACUAGAGCUUAGAAUGUGCAGCAGAGAGGAAUAUAAAAUAGGCCGGGGCAGUGUUGUAAAGAGAAAAGUGUUUGGGCUACCCUGUAGAAAAAUUCUUCUUUGUAGGGUAGUGGGAGGGAGGGUGGUUAGGAGGCUAUUACAGUAAUAUAGGCAAGAGUAAUAGGGCCUCCACUGAAGCAGUGAGGUUGGAAAGAAGGGAACUAGAAGUGACCAGCAUGGCAGAGUUGGGUUCUUUAGAUUUCAGGCUGAUACAGGAUCAAGAGUGAGGAAUCAGCAGUGACCCUGAGAACUCAUACCUGUAAGGUUAGGAAAAUGGGACAUACAACAAGGAUGUCUGAAGGAGGCGAGCGGGUUGCAGGGGAAUUUGAUGAGCUUGGAAUUGGGCAUGUUAAGUGUUAGGUGCUUGUUAGAUAUUCAGGGAAAGAUAUCUUGUAAAUAGUUGGAAUUAUGGAUCUGGAGCUUUUUAAAAAUAGUGUUUUAGCAAAUUCUUUACAUAGAGGCAAGAGUUGAAGCCAUGAAAAUAGGUGAUAUUGCCAAAGUAAGAGUGGAGAGAGAGAAGGUUGAGGAUAGAAAUGUGAAGAGUACUUUACUUGUAAACAGCAGAGGAAUCACAGGAAAUGCUGGAAGCAGCAGUUAGAGAAGAAAAAGAGGAGAAGACUGGGGUGGUACAUGAGGUGGAAGGAAACCAAGGAAGGAGAGAGGAGGCAUCCACAGAAGGGAGGCCACCCUCCCAGGUAGGAGGUUCCUAAAAGCUCCCAAAGGGAUUCCUAUGUGCAUCUAGGUUUGGGAACACAGCACUGUCAACAGAAAAAUGAAAAAAAUAGAGUUCAGUGUGACUCAGCUGACCCUUGAGAAUGUGGGAUUUUUCUCCUAAGGAUAUGAUCCCCUCCUAAAGGGACUCAUAUUUGCCAUAGGAUUUAGGGGCUACCAGGCUGGUCUUCUGAGCACCAUCACCAGCCAGUUGAGGACUAGCAUUUGGGCCACAUGUUGGUAUUCACCAUUGCUCACUGUUCCCCUUGCAAGACAUUUCUUUGAUGAAAGCUUACAAUGUUGGGAGAAACUAGGUCUGCUGAGCCUAUUCUGCCGUCU